UACUGACAACAUCCGCUACGUCAAAGGAAGGAGCUCUGCGGCAUUGUGGGCAGUUCCGGUACCGACAAUUUUCCCUACGCUUCGGGAAUGUACUGUCUCAAGUUUAUGUCCGUAUGGAUUUGUGUAAAUUGAAAGUAUCGUAGCUACUGAAGAUGUCCACGCAAAGAGUCCUCCCGCAAAGCAAGGAAACUCUCCUUCAGUCCUACAACAAGAGGCUGAAGGAUGACAUAAGGUCCAUUCUAGAUAAUUUUACAGAGAUCAUCAAAACUGCAAAGGUGGAGGACGAAACCCAGGUUUCCAGGGCAACGCAGGGAGAACAGGACCAUUAUGAGAUGCAUGUUAGAGCAGCAAAUAUUGUACGUGCAGGGGAGUCACUGAUGAAGCUGGUGUCAGACCUGAAACAAUUCCUGAUCCUGAACGACUUCCCUUCAGUGAAUGAGGCCAUUAGCCAGCGUAACCAGCAGCUGCGCACCCUGCAGGAAGAGUGCGAUAAGAAACUCACCGCCCUGCGUGAUGAGAUUGCAAUUGACCUGUACGAGCUAGAGGAAGAAUAUUACUCAUCCAGGUACAAAUAGGCUCAUAGUCAGAGUAUAUACCUAUUACCGCCCUUGGCUAUAUCUAUGCCCCUUGUGCCUUUUAAAGAAUGUAUAAAAUAUAAUAUAAAUAGGCCAUUUGAAGAAAGCCCACGGCGGGCAUGUUUUAAGAACCUUGAUCAAGAGUUGAAACAAGACAGGCUUAUAUCACAGUUGUUGUUGUGUAAAUAAAUGCCUUCCACAGCACCAAGUCAAAUGAGAUUAAGGGAAUUCACUGAGUCUUAAAUGCUUUGGAAAGCCUCCCAUUUGUAUUGAAACUUGAAAAAAUGUGCCUUGCUCACGUUAUAGUUGACAAGGCCAGUGUUUUGAAGUAGGAUUUCUCAUUUUCUGUGAGCACUUCUAAACAAUUUUAUACGUAAAUCAACCGAACUGUUAGUUUAUACCUACUUUUGUAUUUCUGCAUGUUCAAACAUGCAGCUUCUCCAUCAGUCAAGAAAAAGAAUGAACUCACCUCCAGAUAUUUAAUUUUUGCCUUUGUAAAAUUGUGCUCAAGGCAUGUAAGCCAAAGUUACAAAGUAAAGCAAAGUUUCAGAAAUGCAGUAUGAAAACAAAGCCAUACACUUGCAAGUCACUUAUGUUUAUCAGAAUGUUUUAGUUUAAACUCUGAUUUUUGUGUAGACCUGAAUUAUAAUCCUUAUACUACCUGGAAAUAUAAAAUAACACUCGAAAGCUUUGGUCUUGCAGCUGAAUCUUAUGUAUAAAGGAAUUGCACCUUCAAAAUUCAUAUUUAUAAUUUUUUACACUUUAUACUCAUUGUACUGGAGAAAAGGGGAAAGUGUUCUUUGGUAGCUCUUAGUUUGCAACUAAAUGGUAAAUCAAUUUGAUAUUGCCAUUUAAUAGAAAAGUUGAUUAAAUUCCAUUUUAAGACAUUUUUUAAUUGAAAAGUAAAGUGAAUUUUAAUGUAGCAUAUAACUACAUCGUAUUUUUACUGUAAAGUUUUUUUAUUCAAAAAAUUUUGUCUUAGAUUUAUUUCCUUUCAAAGAUUUAAGGUAAUCAAUACUUUUUUGAUCCCCAUGGGGAAAAUUAUUAAUUAAAGGUAAAGAACCUUUUGGCUAAGUAUUAAAUUGAUUUGCCAUUAUGCUCUGAUCUGUUUCAUUCCAUUUUUAGUUCAAACAUAAUUCUUUGACUGGAUGUUUUUUCCAUGUGGAUUUUGGCAACAUAAAUUUGACUAUAUAAUUUUCUUGUUUAGUGCAUUCUCAGUAUGUUAUGAGAAUGUCAGUUUUUGUCUGCUGUAAAGUAACUCAUCAUUAUACAACGGAUCAUUUAAAAAAUUACUUGUACUUAAAGUUUAUCGAAGUAGAUGGUUUAUAUUUAAUACAGAUUAAUGUCUUGUUUGUAUCAGCUAUAAAUAGCACCACUCACAUUUUAGGAGUGAAAUAAAGUAGAAUGAGAAGUUU
Paramormyrops kingsleyae is the source of this 1990-nucleotide messenger RNA. It is a transcript of the gene med22, whose product is annotated as mediator complex subunit 22. Gene Ontology annotation, cellular component: mediator complex. Gene Ontology annotation, molecular function: transcription coregulator activity. The record is from RefSeq and is a predicted model, not a curated record. Gene Ontology annotation, biological process: regulation of transcription by RNA polymerase II. NCBI's taxonomy places the organism in Eukaryota, Metazoa, Chordata, Actinopteri, Osteoglossiformes, Mormyridae.